Messenger RNA from Equus quagga, 639 nucleotides. RefSeq names its product matrix Gla protein (gene MGP). The record is from RefSeq and is a predicted model, not a curated record. Gene Ontology annotation, molecular function: calcium ion binding. The coding region runs from base 92 to 403 and encodes 103 amino acids. The transcript has 4 exons. Lineage: Eukaryota; Metazoa; Chordata; Mammalia; Perissodactyla; Equidae. Gene Ontology annotation, cellular component: extracellular region. Gene Ontology annotation, biological process: regulation of bone mineralization.
CCACAGCCUUUCACUCACGGCCUGAAGGAGCCUCCCUCCCCACUGCUGCCGCACAAGACAGUGAGAACGACCCACAGGACCACAGAGAGACAUGAAGAGCCUGCUCCUUCUCUCAAUUCUGGCUGCCUUGGCCAUGGCAGCUUUGUGUUACGAAUCUCAUGAAAGCUUGGAAUCCUAUGAACUUAAUCCCUUCCUUAACAGGAGAAAUGCUAAUACCUUUAUGACUCCGCAGCAGAGAUGGAGAGCUAGAGCCCAAGAAAGGAUCCGAGAAAGCACCAAGCCUGCCCAUGAGCUCAACCGGGAAGCCUGUGAGGACUUCAAACUUUGCGAACGCUAUGCUAUGGUUUACGGAUACGAUGCUGCCUACAAUCGCUAUUUCCGGCAGCGCCGAUGGGAAAAAUGAGAUUGGGAAACGUCUCUUUCUUUCCAGAGCCUGGUGCCUGGUUUUGUAUUCCCUUGCAGUAGCAUCACUGAACUAUAUAGACACACACAAAUUGCUUGUUUCUUAAAUGUUCUCGUCUGGCUGCACCCGUCCUUCCUGCCCGCAUCGAUGAGUAGUGAAAGUGCAGUGUAGUGAAGGUUGAAGGGGAGUUAAGAUGUGUAAUUACUACACAAUAAACUUCUGGUUGGAUCCUUUCA